UUCAGUGCCAGUGCGAUUGAACAGCUGAUGAUCUAGAGACACCAUGUUGGAGGCUCUGUUAAUAACCACCCUGUGCCUGACGGCCACGGCUCUGCCGGCUUCUCCUGAAAUUCCUAAUAUUCCUGGUCCUCCUGCUGUUCCUGAUAUUCCUGAUUCUCCACAUAUUCCACACAGUCAUGAUCCUUCUGCUGUUCCUGAAUCUCAGGGAAUCUUCAUCAACCUGAAUAAUGGAGAGCUGUGUAUUUUGAGUUCGCAGUGUAAGAGCUCCUGCUGCCAGCACUCCUCUGGUCUCGACCUCUUUCGCUGUGCUCCACGUGCUGCAGAGCGAGAGACGUGUUCCAAAUAUACCCUGUAUGAUACAUACUACUUCUGCCCCUGUGAGAAUGGACUUAAGUGCGAAGGUGACUGGUCUAUUGGAGGAUCCAUUACCAACACCAACUUUGGAAACUGCGUGGACCCCAACUCUCCAGUCUAAGGCUGUCUGGAACAUAAUUAAUGCCCUUAAUGCCAUAAUAAUGAAAUCCUGCUGGUAUGUUGUGCGUAGUAUAUUAGAUAUAAUGCAGAAAACAUAGACCUAUAAGAAAUUGUGAUUUAGCUGAAUGCCAAGUCAAAACGAUUCAGUUCCUCUUUACAUCAGGUGACGUGUCUUAAUUUUUUCUCAGUGCAAUCUCAAUGUUUUCUUUCUCAGUGCAAUUUUUAAAAAUAGUGUACCUUAGUAAAAGACCUCAAUUUUCAGCAUAACAUAUUCAAAGCAUUUUGGCUCUUAUUCAUUAAUGUUGCAUAUGGUCAGUGCAACCCACAGGCAUCUAUUAGCAUGUCAUGGAGUAUAUGGUGAAAAGACCACUGUUUGCUACAUAUACUAUGCCAGGAUUUUAUGUACCCAAUAAAUCACAUUUUUGGAGCACAACAA
Molecule: messenger RNA, 910 nt
Organism: Colossoma macropomum (tambaqui)
Lineage: Eukaryota; Metazoa; Chordata; Actinopteri; Characiformes; Serrasalmidae
Product: colipase-like
Exons: 3
Coding region: 44-475 (143 amino acids)
Biological process (GO): digestion; positive regulation of catalytic activity; lipid catabolic process
Cellular component (GO): extracellular region
Molecular function (GO): lipase binding; enzyme activator activity
Source: RefSeq, a predicted model, not a curated record